Messenger RNA from Hevea brasiliensis (rubber tree), 1246 nucleotides. RefSeq lists its product as uncharacterized. Bases 637 to 1068 code for a protein of 143 amino acids. Lineage: Eukaryota; Viridiplantae; Streptophyta; Magnoliopsida; Malpighiales; Euphorbiaceae. The transcript is spliced from 3 exons. The record is from RefSeq and is a predicted model, not a curated record.
UCUCUUACACAAUGGUUGGUGCAAAAUGGCUUUUAGAUCUAAUUUUCCAAAAAUGAUUUUACCCUUUUUUGGCUGGUGUGGCUUAGCUAUUAGCUGUAUAGUUAUUAAUGUGUCCUGUUACCUUCAUUGCAGCAGAGAAAGAGAGAUUCAACAACACAGCUUUUUACUCCUAACUCUUGCUAAAUCUUCAUCUACCCAAUCAUUGGCAGGUGGCAUAGACCCCAUAUCAUCACCCCAAACUGCAAAUCAAUUAAGUGAACGCUCUUGAUCAUGAAUUGAUGUUGUACUUUCUCUGUGGGCCGUUUGAUUGAUUAAUUACUCCUUUUUUUUAUAUAAAGUUUCUUUAAAAUUUGGAGAUGUAUUAACAGUUGCACAGUUUCUUUUUGUCUUUUAACAGUUGUGAUUAUCAGUUAUUAAAAAUAGUUGUUGUGAUUUGAAAAUCUGAACAUCCAAAACUGGGACCCAAGCCCACUGAUCGUCUCAAGUUUAAGUAGGAAUUUUAAGAGAGGACCAAAAAAGGCUAAAGUUCACUUCUUUGGUCGUAUCAUGUACAAUUUCUUACUAAUUGUCUGCAAGAAUUCUGUGAGGUUGUCAUCAUCCUUGCAUUUCGUUUCCUUGUGGGAGCUCUAGACACCCAUGGCAACGACAGAGGAAAAUGAGACAUCUAACGGAUGGCCACUUGGGCUAGAAAUCAUGACCAUGAGGCUUCGAGUGAUAGAAAACAUACAGGCUGCUCCAGCAGAACCAUAUUCCAAUGCACACUUGCGCUCACCCAGUUUUUCCUCGUUCACAUCCUCCAACCUCGACACUGAGUCUACAGCAUCCUUCUUCCAAGACCAUAGCAUGUCAUUGGGCCGGCUAAUUGGCAUUCAACCAGACAAAGGCAAUGGAGAAUUGUACUUCCCAAGCAGAAUUCGCUUAGACGAACGAGGAAGGAAAUCUUUAAAAGCAGUGAGCUCUGAAGUAUCCAGAGGACACAGACCAGAACUGUCUCAAGGAAUUUGCAUUCCUCUACUAGUUGGCACCCUUGAAAAGAUGAGCAGAAGCAAGAGCAAGACGAGAGAAUGAAUUUUUUUUUUUUGGGUUCUGAACGAGAGAAUGAAUUUUAAUGGUUAUAAGGCAUUCGAAAGGAAUAAACAUCAUAUCUCCUGUUCUGGUAUGUUCUACAUUUAGAAGGAUCCACUGUGAAUUGAAUAAUUAAUAUUCCUAUUCACAUUCAAAAUGAGCAUUGUUCCUUUUCUUCCUG